UUGUACUUCACCUGCUGGGCAGUUCGGCUAAUGCUCCUUCCCACAACCUUCCCGCCAAAAUACAGGCACUGCUGCACUACGCUCCGCCCCCUCCUUCUCAAACUUUACUUCUCUUCGUCGGCAGCCCAGCAAUGUCUCUCCCUAGCCGAACCCGAGCUCAUCCACCAAGAACAUGUAAUUCCGGGCGUCACUUUCCCGUCAGACCCCGAAACUACUGCCCAAGUACUAUCCAAUUAUCUCUCCUCAGGCAGGCACUCCGAUACGCUCUCCCUCCUCCGCCGCAUCCCACCCUCACGAUCCAACGUGUUCUACUGGAACAGCCUCAUCAAGCGAAGCGUCUCGUUGCAGGACCAAAGGAGGGCCCUCCAACUUUUUGAUGAAAUGCGGAGGCUUGAAUGGAUACCCGAUGGCUACACUUACCCUUAUGUUUUCAAAGCCUGCGGUGAUCUUUCUUGGUUGGUUAUUGGGGCAUCGGUACACGCUCUCGCGCUUGUUUCUGGGUAUACCAACUCCAAUGUCUUCGUGGACAAUGCUGCGGUAGCUAUGUAUGGCAGGUGUGGUGCGUGUGACACGGCGCAGCAGCUGUUUGAUGAAAUGCUUGAGAGAGGGGUGUUUGAUACAAUCUCGUGGAAUUCGAUUAUAUCUGUUUAUGUGCGUGUUGGCGAGUGUAGAAGAGCUUUGCGGAUGUUUGAACAGAUGGUUUCAAAAGGUGAUAUAAUGUUGCGGGCAGAUGCGGUUAGUUUGGUAAAUGUGCUUCCAGCUUGUGCUUCUGUCAAAUCAUGGAGGAGCGGAAUGGAAAUUCACGGGUAUGCACUAAGAAGAGGUUUACUCGAGGAUGUGUUCGUGGGGAAUGCUAUAAUAGAUAUGUAUGCAAAGUGUGGAUUAAUGGAUCAGGCGAAGAAUGUGUUUGGUAGAAUGGAGCUGAAGGAUGUAGUGUCUUGGAAUGCACUGGUUACUGGAUACUCCCAGAUUGGGAAAUUUGAUGAUGCUUUACUAUUGUUUCAGAGAAUGAGGGAGAAGGAUAUUGAAUUAAACGUUGUGACAUGGAGUGCUGUGAUUGCAGGGUAUGCUCAAAGGGGACUUGGAAAUGAGGCACUCGAUGUAUUUAGGGAGAUGAUACUCUCAGGGUCACAACCAAAUGCAAUUACCCUUGUCUCAGUUUUAUCAGGUUGCGCAGCUGUUGGUACAUUGGUUCAGGGUAAGGAAAUUCAAUGUUAUGUCAUUAAGCAAUUCCUGGAUUUGGAAGCGAAUGAUCGCGGAGAUGAGAUGAUGGUGAUCAAUGGGUUAAUAGACAUGUAUGCAAAGUGCAAGAAUUUCAGAAUAGCUCGGACAAUGUUUGACUCAAUUGAGAGAAAACAUAGAAGUGUGGUGACGUGGACAGUUAUGAUUGGAGGAUAUGCUCAACAUGGGGAAGCCACUGAUGCCUUGGAACUUUUCUCUGAAAUGCUAAGUGAUAAACACAGAAUGAUGCCAAAUGGCUUCACAAUAUCUUGUGCACUCGUCGCUUGUGCUCGUCUUGGAGCCCAUAGAAUUGGCAGAGAAAUCCAUUCUUAUGCACUGCGCAAUCGUUAUGAGGAGGCUAUGCUGUUCAUCUCAAAUUGCCUCAUAGACAUGUAUGCCAAAUCUGGGGAUGUUGAUGCGGCCCGAGCUGUGUUUGAUAACAUGAUAGAGAAAAAUGCAGUCUCAUGGACGUCUAUAAUGACAGGAUAUGGACUGCAUGGUCGUGGUGAGGAGGCUCUCCAUAUUUUUAAUGGGAUGAAGACAGCUGGUCUGCCAGUUGAUGGAGUGACUUUUGUUGUUGUACUUUAUGCUUGUAGCCACUCUGGGAUGGUUGAACAGGGGAUUAAUUACUUCAACAACAUGAAGGAGGAUUUUGGAGUUGUUCCAGAAGUUGAACACUAUGCUUGCAUGGUUGAUCUUUUGGGGCGUGCCGGUCGCUUGAAUGAGGCUAUGAAUCUCAUUAAGGACAUGCCAAUGGAGCCAAAUCCAAUAGUUUGGGUUGCACUACUUAGUGGUUGCAGGCUUCAUGGGAAUGUAGAACUUGGGGAACAUGCAGUUGAUCAGUUGUUAGCGCUUAACUUUGAGAAUGAUGGCUUGUACACGCUUCUCUCUAACUUGUAUGCCAGUGCUAGGCGGUGGAAAGAUGUUGCCAGGAUCCGUUUGUUGAUGAAACAUUCAGGAGUAAAGAAGAGACCUGGCUGUAGUUGGGUACAAGGGAAGAAAGGGACAGCAACCUUUUUUGUUGGGGACAAAUCUCAUCCAAUGACUAAAGAGAUAUAUAAUCUCCUUGGUGAUCUGAUACAUCGUAUCAAAAUCAUGGGCUACAUACCGGAGACCAGCUUUGCUCUUCAUGAUGUGGAUGAUGAGGAGAAAGGGGAUCUUCUAUUUGAACAUAGUGAGAAAUUGGCUCUUGCUUAUGCCAUUCUCACUACCGCUGCUGGGAUACCUAUUAGGAUUACCAAGAAUUUGCGUGUCUGUGGUGAUUGUCAUACAGCUAUUACCUAUAUUUCAAGGAUCAUUGAACAUGAAGUUAUACUCAGGGACCCAAGCCGCUUCCACCAUUUCAAGAAUGGAUCCUGCUCCUGCAAAGGAUAUUGGUAAGAUGGAGUAGAUUUCAUGUAAGUCAUUCAUGGCUUCCAACAUGCUUAAACCACAUUAUUGAGUUAUCAGAGAUAUUGCGUGACAAGUGGGACAAGUUCGGAAAAGAAGAAUUGGACAACAUGGAAGUCGAAAAACGCUGUGUCCACCUUAUCAGAAUGAUCAUAGGCUGGUUAUCAUGUCCACUUCAACUUCUUGUGAGGAUAAAUUCUUCUGCCAAUGACAAGGGUAAACGAGAGCAGGCCAUUGAUGGACACAUGGCAUUGAGGGAAGCAAGAACUAUGCCGCGAGCUUUCUGUUCACAAGAUAUCAUAUCUGCGCAGCAGGUAAAUUGGGGAGAGAGCAUUUAGCAUGUUCCUCAUCAGGCCACUUAUUUGAUGAUAUAUACCACUAACAUAUUAUGGAACAAAUUCAGAAGAUCCAUUGUGACCGUGAGAUCACCCGAUGCAGGCAUUCGAUUUUGCACGAGAAAAUUUUCUCUGGCUCGACUGUCUGCAGUCCCAACUUCAACCAAAUAGCUGCGUCCAACAGCAACUGUGCAAGCAAAUCCUGUACCCUCCACAGC
This is a messenger RNA of Sesamum indicum (sesame), 3163 nucleotides long. Its product is annotated as Tetratricopeptide repeat (TPR)-like superfamily protein. NCBI's taxonomy places the organism in Eukaryota, Viridiplantae, Streptophyta, Magnoliopsida, Lamiales, Pedaliaceae. Gene Ontology annotation, biological process: RNA modification. The record is from RefSeq and is a predicted model, not a curated record. Gene Ontology annotation, molecular function: protein binding; zinc ion binding; RNA binding.